Molecule: messenger RNA, 1707 nt
Organism: Rhododendron vialii
Lineage: Eukaryota; Viridiplantae; Streptophyta; Magnoliopsida; Ericales; Ericaceae
Product: disease resistance protein At4g27190-like
Exons: 2
Coding region: 97-1479 (460 amino acids)
Source: RefSeq, a predicted model, not a curated record
CAAUUACUGGCUUCCCCCGAUUGCAGCAUACUUUCCACACUCUUCCUACAGAAAAAUUCAAGCCUGAAGAUAAUCCCACAGUAUUUCUUUGAGCACAUGAUAAAACUUCGAGUUUUGGAUGUAUCUCAUACAGGAAUCGAGGAGUUGCCUUCAUCACUUUCAACCUCGAUCGGUCUCAAAGUCCUGUAUCUAAAUAACUGCAAAAAUUUGGUCGAGCUUCCUACUCCCAUUGUGGAAGCACUUAAGCUUCUUGAAGCACUUGAUAUUGUGGGGAGUGGAGUCAAUAACAUACCGUCCCAUAUUGAGAAGUUGACCCGGUUAAGGCGAUUGCGGGUAUCCUUCUCCAAGUCUGGAAAUGAAAAUUCCACUCAAGAGGUAAAUUUCAACUACAAGAUCAUUUCAAAGCUUUGUCUAUUGGAAGAAUUGGUCAUUGAUGUGAAAUCACCCGAAAUUUGGUCCAAUGAUGUCGUAGAGAACAUCAUCAAAGAAGUGGCUACGUUGAAAGAGUUUAGCUCUCUGAAGUUUUGCUUUUCUGAUAAGGUUGAAGAUGUUAUUGAGGUUUUUGGGUCUCAAAAUCUUCGUAUCCGUGUUCCUGACGCCACAAUCCUUCUCAGUUUCAUUGAAAGGAGUUCAUGGAGAAAUGUCCAAGACAGUGAAAACUUUGAGUUCUACAUUGGUUCCAAAAGGUCAGAACACCCUCAACUCCCCAACUUUGACGAGUUUGAGAAGUACGUGAAAUAUUGUGAAGUUGAAGGUAGAAACUUAUUGAUUCUCCAGGUCCUUGCCGAAGCUUCUGCUUUUGAAUUAGUCGACAACAAAAACAUCAAGCAGCUAUCAGACGAAGAACUCGAAAGGAUGAACAGUAUCCAAAGUUGUCUAAUUGAAGGUUGUGAUGCAAUUGAAACCAUCGUGGGUACCUCAGGCAGGGUAGUACUACCAAGCUUAGAGCACUUGUUCGUAAAGAAUCUACCAAUGUUGGAAAGCAUUUUGAGGGGACCACUCCAACCUGGAAGCCUAACCAAAUUAACGACUCUAGAACUGACCGGCUGCCAAACUUUGGUCAAGGUUUUUCCUCCCGGCACCAUCCAAGAACUUCGUGAAAUCCAGCGCUUGAAAAUUGAAAAGUGCGGUGAAAUUGAAGAAAUAAUUCCAGAAUCUGAAGCUCGUGGAACUCUGUUGCCAAAAUUGAAGAAAAUGAUUCUCCUUGACAUGGAAAAACUAAGAAUCAUUUGUGCCAUUAAUGAGACGUUGAAGUGGCCAUCCUUGGAGAAGCUAGAGAUAUUCAAGUGUCCAGGUAUGCUGAAAUUGCCUUUCAACAUAAAUAAUGCAAAAAAUCUGGAACGUAUCGAUGCAGAGCAGGAUUGGUGGGGAAAAUUGCAGUUGCAGAAUAACGAGGACAAAGCACGGCUUCAGAAAUUAUGUAAGCUGAGAUCAUGCGAUGAUCGACUCUGCUCUUCCAAGAAAAGACGGUACUUCUAGGAGCUUUUGACAAUUGGCAUCACUGGAUCCUUUCUACCCUCAAGCUUUUGCCCAAAAUAAGUUGAAAGAUCUUGGUGGCAUGGAGUUUUCUACUUGUUUGGAUGUGGUCGUAGUCAGUGUUGUGUUAUUCCUUUGUGCUGUUGUAUUUCCUUCUCCGCUACAACAAUUUUACAUUUAUGUGCUUCUAAAUUCUAAUCAAUUUGUAUGGUGUACUAUGGGAUUUCCUUC